Molecule: messenger RNA, 1023 nt
Organism: Miscanthus lutarioriparius
Lineage: Eukaryota; Viridiplantae; Streptophyta; Magnoliopsida; Poales; Poaceae
Source: the annotation of a GenBank genome assembly
AUGUGCGGUGGGUGCUGCCGCCGCCAACGCGGCCCCGACGGGACGCCCGUCGUCGGCGGCGCCGGUGGCCGCCGCCGGGGCUGCGGGACCGUGCUCACCGUGCUGGCCCUGGCGGUGUCCGCGGCGGUCGCUUUCCUGGAGAGCACGGCCGGCGGGGUCUCCUACGCGGGGGACGGGUGGCUGCACGAGUGCGCCAAGUGGGACGCCGAGGGCGGCCGGUUCCUGGCGUCCACCUUCUUCGGCGGCGGCGUGGCGGAGGUGCGCGCCGGCGAGGCCGAGGAGCUGGUGGUCGUGGCGGACCCCGACGCUGCCGGCCGCGUCGCGCUGGGGCUCGCGAUCGACGCGCCCAGGCGGCGCCUUCUCCUCGUCUACGCCGACCGCCCGCCGCGCUUCGGCUACGCCGCGCUGGCCGCCUACGACCUCGGAUCGUGGCGCCGCCUCUUCCUCACACGCCUCGACGUGCCAGGUGAAUCUACAUUCCCCGACGAUGUCGCCGCCGACGAGGACGGCAACGCCUACGUGACCGACGCCAAGGGAAGCAAGAUCUGGAAGGUCAGCCCGGACGGCGUGCUGCUCGGCGUCAUCAAGAACGCCACGUUCAUGCAGCGACCGGGGCUGCGGCACAACUUGGUCGGCCUCAACGGCAUCAUAUACCACCCUAACGGCUACCUUCUCGUCGUCCACACCUCCGGCGGCGACCUUUUCAAGGUCGACCCGAAGACAGAGAGCGUGCGCGUCGUCAAGGUGCAGGGGUCGCUGAGGCAAGGGGACGGACUUGAGCUGCUCUCCCCGACGAGGCUGGUUGUCGCCGGCAUGCCGAAUCGGCUGGUGGAGAGCUCCGACGACUGGGAGACCGCGAGCGUCACCGCGCAGUACGUGGGGCCCAUCCACCGGGUCGGGUCGUCGGCCACGGUAAAGGACGGGGACGUGUACAUCAACCACAUUCUCGGGUUCGGGCUCGGCAAGAAGAAGACGCACGUCCUUGCGAGGGCGGUGUUCUCGCCGUCGGCCGCAGCGAGUUGA